UCACUGUAAACCUUACAAAAUUGUGUAUUGAAAUUUCUAUUUACGUCAAAUGUAGACAAAACACGGAAUGACGCGGGAAAUAUUGAUAAAAACAGGAAGCCACAACAUUAAAUGCUCGAUUAUUAAAAGGAAAAUCCAUUUAAAUAAUAGUAAGUUUUGCAUUUCAACCUUUAACGCAAUCGCAUUUUUUGGGAAAGUUGGGAUGAUAAACUUGAAAAGUACCUAUAAAUACCUAUCAACAAUUUCAUGUGGAUAGUAUUCAUAAAGCUUUAUACUGAUAACUACGAGGAUAACUAUCACGCUAGUGUUGUGUAUUUACAAUGGUUUUCGAAAGGGGAUGUACUGGAUACAACUGUAACUUUCAUAAUGUUAAGUUUCAGCAUCAACCAUUGCCUACAUUUCAAUUUCCAACCAAGUCACCUACACAUACAACUUCUACAACUGAACGAUCUAUUACAGAAGCCGUAACAUCUUUUGUAACUGAGACCGUACAACCUUCUACAACUACUCAAAAUAUCACACAAGCAAUAAGCGAAGCCACAACUGCAGUUAAUGAGGUGGUAACCAAUAUUAUUGAAACAACAUCCGCCAGAGCUGUUGAGGUUACAAAUUCUUUUAAUGAGGCCAUUACUAAUGCCAUUAGUACGACAACUGUGGCAAUUGACGAAGCCAAGCAGACGAUCAAUACCAUUUUUGAAACCGCUUCCAAUAAUUUUGGUAAUUCUGGCGAUGGUUUAAACAGCACUAAUACAGUGAGCGAAGCAAUGGAAAAUGGUACCGCAGUUGCUAUCGACACCCAGUCAAGUACCACUCCAUCGACCACGGAGAGCAUCAUUUCGCAUGUAUACUCGACUACAGAAGAACUUCUCAAAUCUAUGGCAAGCGGUAAAGAAAACCAUGAAAAAUUUGAUUAUCACCCUGACCACCCUAAUCACAGUGCAAUCUACAUCAUCCUGGGUAUCAUACUGGCCCUACUGCUAUUAAUGUUUUCUGUACUAAUCAUCGUAUACAUAAGACACCGUAAAAAUAAAUCGCUCACUUUGCAUCAUCCGUAUUACGAAGUGAGCGAUAAAAAGGAUACUUCAUCCGUGUCGAUUGAAAACGAAGCACCAAAAGAAUGUGUUACUACUGUUAACGAUAUUUAUGUUCAAUAUUCUUGCUAAAAUAUUGAAUUGUUAUUAAUUUGUGAUAUUGUAUUUAUUAUCUAUUUAUGCAUUUAUUAAUAUUUUAAUUUAAAUAUUUCCUACAUUGUGAUAAAAUAAAGUUUCAACAGAUAUUUUUGUUA
Molecule: messenger RNA, 1285 nt
Organism: Photinus pyralis (common eastern firefly)
Lineage: Eukaryota; Metazoa; Arthropoda; Insecta; Coleoptera; Lampyridae
Exons: 2
Coding region: 321-1163 (280 amino acids)
Source: RefSeq, a predicted model, not a curated record